AUGUUCAUCUGUCGCCAUAGAAACCUGACGCGGGGCGUGGGCAGGUUUCGGGAGAUUCUCCGAGCUGUGGAGACCAGAACCACCCAGAACCUUCGAAUGACCAUUGCCCGACAGCUGGCAGAGAUCCUGCUCAGAGGAAUGUGUGAACAGAGUUACUGGUCUCCUGUGGAGGACCCGCCCACAGUGUCACCACUGGACGAUCCCACACGGCAGGGACACACUCUCAGCAAGAACUACAGCCUGAGCCGCCGUCCGCGGCUCUACUCAGGAGAGAAUCUGUUUUGCCCUCAGGAGAACACGGAGGAGGCUCUUCUGCUGCUGCUCAUCAGCGAGUCCAUGGCCAACCGUGACGCGGUCCUGAGCAGGAUCCCCGAACACAACAACGACCGGAUCAUCAGCCUGCAGUCUGCCUCUGUGGUGUACGACCUGCUGACCAUCGCUCUGGGCAGGAGGGGGCAGUACGAGAUGCUGUCAGAGGUGAAUUAA
This is a messenger RNA of Menidia menidia (Atlantic silverside), 486 nucleotides long. Lineage: Eukaryota; Metazoa; Chordata; Actinopteri; Atheriniformes; Atherinopsidae. The record is from the annotation of a GenBank genome assembly.